Molecule: messenger RNA, 789 nt
Organism: Adineta ricciae
Lineage: Eukaryota; Metazoa; Rotifera; Eurotatoria; Adinetida; Adinetidae
Source: the annotation of a GenBank genome assembly
AUGAAUCUUCAUCGUCAUAAUAACGAUAAUGGCUUCCCAACAAGAGAACUUCGAUUAUCUUCUCCAUGGGCAACCAUUUUGGCUAUAUUUUUUAUUGGCAAGAUUUUGUUGGUUAUUGCUGGAGUUAUUGUUAUUUCGUUGAUACCUCUGUAUCUAAGUCGCAAAAGCGAAGACAUAUCGGUGAACAAUCCUAAUGAUAGGAUAAGAUCAAUCAACAUGGCCUUUGCUGUCACGUCUGCCAUUUCAACAUCGCAGGCAGUAACUAACUACGAUUCAGUUGCCAAGCAAGUCAAUCAACAUCUCAAGUAUCCAGCGAACAUAUUUAAUGCUCAAUCAGCACAAUACUAUGCUGUGGCAGCCACAGGUGUUACUACGAAAAGGAAGAAACGCCAAGCAACGGACAAAUUAUCAUGCGAAACAGGCGCGAAAUUGAACCUAGUAUUAUACGUGAAUGUAUGUCCAAGUACUGGUUGUCAUACAUCUUAUUGCUUCGAAAAGUGUAUUCCCACAAUGAAGUCCCAAAUUCGAUCAGAACUAGGCUCGGAACCAUUAUUACUCAACAUUAAAACAGCUGAUGGAUCUACUUCCACUGUUUUGGCACAAUUUUGCUCGUUUGAUAACAUUGUUCCAACUACACUUACAACGAAUGGAGUGACAACAGCAUCGACAACAUCAACAACAUCAGCAACAACAUCAACGGGAUCGACAACAUCUGCAACAGAAGCAGAACCUGAAACAACAACAGAAGCAGAACCUGAAACAACAGCAGAAGAUUCUGCACCACGAUAA